AUGGCGCAACCACAGGCGGAGGGGGCAGAGGCCACGCCUCCGACAAGAAAAGAGGAUACAGAGCACACCGAGUCCAAGGCGGAGGCUGGACCGUGCAAACGGCAAUGGAGAGGAUCCAACACGACCCUACAGAGAUGGGAGGGGAAGGUGUUGCGAAAGCGGAGCCGCCAGUCUAGGCGCCCGGAUCGUUCCCCUCCACAGCCCCUUUUCUCAGGGGAUGAGGAGCCGCUAUCUCCGCCUUCAUUAGAAGUCAUGGACGAAUGGAGGGCAGAGGAUUCCCCCUCGGAGGAGGAGGACUGCCUCAAGAGGUCGGAGACUGCGACCAUGGCCCCGAACGGGCACACCGCUCAGGCGGCAAAGGCACACGUAAA
Molecule: messenger RNA, 371 nt
Organism: Pelobates cultripes (western spadefoot toad)
Lineage: Eukaryota; Metazoa; Chordata; Amphibia; Anura; Pelobatidae
Source: the annotation of a GenBank genome assembly